CACACUGCGGGAUCUCUCUCGCAGGUAGUUUAAAAAUGGCGUCCGACAGGUAGACGUUUCCGCGGCUGCACGCGCUGCUGCCAGGCACGGAAAACGCGCGAACGAAAUCCACCGCCACCCGUGGUGUGUCCCCGGUGCGUGUUCCGUUCGAUUUUUUUUCAUCUCGCGACUUUCACGACACGUCGUCGUGAACGUGUGUGUUGCGGCGCAACAUUGCGCUUGUUCUCGCGGGGAUAUGCGACAAAAAUACCACGUAAAUUCACGCGGACAGGCGCGAGACGCGAUGUGAAUGAAUGAGAAUCGCCGUUGCACACGUCGUGUGCCGAGUCCUCGAGUCCUCGCCGUCGUCGUCGUCGUCGUCGUCGUCGUCCUCCUCUUCCUCCUUCAUUAUCGUCAUAAUUGUUGUCGUCGCUCGUUACAUUCCACUGGCGCGAUCACACGAGCGCGAAGGGGAACGAGAGAGAAGAACAAAAGAGUCGCCGCGUGUCGAGUCUUGCAUACGUAAAUAUACCUGCAAAACUUACAAACACAUAACAAUGGAACACGCAGAGUUAGUGGCGGAAAUGGUACAUGUGGAAAGACUUACAACACAAGAACGAUUGCAUUUGGCACGUCAUCGCAGACUUCAACAGCUGAAAGUAUGGAGGCAACGUGAGAAGGAAUGGUUAAGGCAUCAGACCAGACACACAAGUAAUAAACGUCACAUAUAUUUUAGUGAUAGUGUUAUGUUGUUGGAAGCUGCUGCAAGAAAUGACAUUGAUGAAGUAUUAAAAAUCUUUUCAGUGAGACGACUCUUGAAAAAAGGUGUGAAUCCAGACUCGACAAAUGAAGACGGCCUAACGGCAUUACAUCAGUGUUGUAUAGACGACAAUGAGGAAAUGAUGAAGCUACUUAUUGAAUUUGGUGCUAAUGUCAAUGCGGAAGACAGCGAAAAAUGGACACCACUGCAUGCUGCCGCUACAUGCGGUCAUUUACAUUUAGUCAAGUAUCUUAUUGCUAGGGGUGCUAAUUUAUUGGCUGUUAAUGCCGAUGGCAAUAUGCCAUAUGAUAUCUGUGAACAUGAAAAAACAUUGGACUGCAUUGAAGGGGAAAUGGCGAGGCGAGGAGUUACUCAAGAAUUAAUAGAUGAGACAAGAGCUUCGACUGAGGUUCAAAUGUUGCAGGAUUUACAAAAGAUCGCCUCUUUAGGAGGUGAUCUUGAAUACAAGGACCAUCAAGGUGCUACACCUCUUCAUAUUGCAGCCGCCAAUGGCUACUUAAGAGUUGUUGAAUUCCUUCUCGACCAACACGUGUCAACCGAUGUCGAGGACAAUGAUAAGUGGCAGCCGGUUCAUGCGGCUGCGUGUUGGGGACAUUUGGAAGUGCUUGAAUUGUUGGUGCAAAAUGGAGCAGAUCUGAACGCGAAGAAUAAACACGACGAAACUCCUGCAGACAUAUGUGAAGAUCCGGAAAUCAGGGAAAGAAUAGUGGAAUUAAAAACGGAGCAAGAGAGUAAACGUCUUCGUGAGGCGCAAGGACGAAGAGUACGUAGGUCACAAAGCAUAAACACGCGGACGCAGAGUGUACGGCGUACGUCAAUUCGAGACAAAGUUCUUACCACAAAGAAAGAUGCUCAAGAAGAGGCUCGGUUGAGAUUACAAGCGCAACAGACUUAUGUUAACGCUCCUACACCUAGUAUUCCGCCAAUGGAGAACAAUACGCAAAGUGUAGGGACUCAUGAGACUGAUUCUAGUGCAUUGACAGCAGUGAGAAAAGGUCCCGAAGGAAAAGACAACGAGUCUUUCCUUCACGAAGAUGUUGAUAAAGAUUCAGUUUUCUAUGUCACUUUCCUAUUUCUUUAAAGCGCCACACAUCUCAUGGAUUUGUACGGAUUGCAUUUAAUUAUGUUUAUUGUAUCAUACACACAAAUACACACACACACACACACAGUACACAACUAUACACGUUGUUCACUCACACAUACAUGAGAUAUCUGUCUUGUGUGCUGUACAGACACGGGACACGUUUUCUCUCUUUGAACAAGUUUCCUCAUGCACACAUCUCGCUUUAACAUCUGUUUGACAAACACCUAUGUAAGUGACACUUCGGCUUCCUUAGCGUAUUUUUGUGGAUCGUGCAUUAGCUCGUUCUGGCCAAAAUAUAAGCGCAAAUAAUCUUAAAUAUUCAAUACCAUAGGGAGAUUGUUUUUUUUUUUUGUUUUCUUCACACACAUAAAGUUUAUAAUUAAUUUGAACGAAUCACAUACUCGCUAGCAGGACACAAUGAAUAGACAAGUAUCGUUCUACUCUCUUUAUACAUACAUUGUACUUAAUGUGCAAGUUUUUGUUUUUCAUAGAGCAAGUACAUAUUUUUAGAAGACUGUGUUACUGUUUGUAAAGUUUUGCCGAAACAACGCGCUCUCGAAUGAACGAGCGCGAAUUUUGAAGCCUAAAAGCAUGAGCCUAAAAAGUUGAUCACACACAGUCUCUUACCAAUUUUUAUACAUAUAUAUAUGUAUAUAUAAUCUCGUACAAUAUUCUACACUUUGUAUUAAGACUCAUAGCGAGUUCUCUAAGGAGAGUAUACAGUGAAUGCUUUUGAUCGACUUUAUUAUCAUAUACUCGAGUAUAUAACACAAGUGACGAUUACAUUUUCCUCCAUUAUUGAAGUAGUCUUGAAGUAGUCAAUUCGAAAAAAAAAACUAAGAGAACAUAUCAGGUAUAUAGAAUUAAAAAAAAAAAAAAAACAAAAAAAACAAAAAAAUUACUAGUGAUUAUAGUUAGAACCAACGGAUCUUUGUAAUAACGUACGUUUCCUAGUCGACAAUUCUCUAGACGAAGUGUUCCGAACGUAUAUAUUCGUUUUUUAUUCGAUGAUAGAUUAUAUUGUUACUAAGGAAAUAAUAAUAAUAAUAAUAAUAGUAAUAGUAAUAAUAAUAAUAAUAAUAAUAAUGCGCAAGUACAAUUAGACAGAUCGUAUAGCUUUUAAAAAAAAAAACUUCGGAGAAACUCUAUUGUUUGUGUAAGACACUGUAAGAUGAAGACAACAUUUGUAAUCGUCGGAACAUCCAGUUUCUUGUACCAAACGUGUGUUUAUCAUAAAUUUCUCUUUGUCUUUUUUUAUAUAUAUAUAUAUGUAUAUACAUAUAUAUAUUCGUUGAGUUUGCUUGCGUAAAACGCAACCGCCAACUGUCAUCUAGCGAUACACAUACUUGUGUAUUAUAUCGCCGAUGUGCAUUACAAUGUGAUCCUUCUUUCUUGGCGCAAUGUUUUUUUUUUAUGGAAACGCUUUGAUCGCUGAGAGCAUGUCAAGGCUUGGCGCAUGAGACUCAUAGUUGACACCCUCGUUUUUUUUUAAUUGUAAUCAGUGCAUAGGGAUAGAAAGUGGGCUUAAGGUGGAGGGGCGGAAAAGUGAUGACAAUUGCGUCGAUCAAAAAAAAAAGCAUCGGCACACUUGACGAUGGGGGAAAUAGCACAUUGGAUUUACGUGUUUGCCUGACAGCAGUGACAGGGCCUGACCCACCGGUCGGCAGCCAGCAGACGUCGUCACCGAUUUAUGCCGCAGAUACCGACAGCAACGGCGGCAAGAUCAACA
Messenger RNA from Pseudomyrmex gracilis, 3573 nucleotides. RefSeq names its product protein phosphatase 1 regulatory subunit 16A (gene MYPT-75D). The record is from RefSeq and is a predicted model, not a curated record. The transcript is spliced from 9 exons. Bases 294 to 1841 code for a protein of 515 amino acids. Lineage: Eukaryota; Metazoa; Arthropoda; Insecta; Hymenoptera; Formicidae. Gene Ontology annotation, molecular function: phosphatase regulator activity; enzyme inhibitor activity; protein binding. Gene Ontology annotation, cellular component: cytoplasm.